Carassius gibelio (silver crucian carp) is the source of this 9972-nucleotide messenger RNA. RefSeq names its product zinc finger protein 271-like. The coding region runs from base 274 to 2295 and encodes 673 amino acids. NCBI's taxonomy places the organism in Eukaryota, Metazoa, Chordata, Actinopteri, Cypriniformes, Cyprinidae. The record is from RefSeq and is a predicted model, not a curated record. The transcript has 3 exons. Gene Ontology annotation, cellular component: nucleus.
CGCCGUUAAAAACAAAGAAGAAGAAGAAGAUAAACGCCAUUAGACCUCAGAAGAAGAAGAAGAAGAUUAGUUUCACCGCGCUCUCUGCUGUUUUGUCGUGGUGAUAGUUUAAUACAAACUGUUAGAAAUGUUGUUUCUGUAAGUGGAAAAAUAAAGUUUUUGGAUCAGGUCAUUAAACGCCUGUAAUAUUCUCAUCAUCACAGUCGUGACUAAGUUUUGAAUCAAGCAGGAAAUUCUGGAGGAAUAUUAGCUGAACUGAGAUCUGCUGUGAAUAUGGAGUUUGUUAAAGAGGAGAGUGAGGAAAACACGAGUGAAAUAAAACAAGAGGAACCAGAAACCUGGAAAAUACAACACAUGGGACCAGAAACCUGGAAAAUAAAAGAAGAGGAACCAGAAACCUGGAGAAUAAAAGAAGAGGAACCAGAAACCUGCAGAACAAAACACGAAGAACUAGAAAUAUUAAGAAUAAAACAGGAGGAACCAGAAUCCUGCAGAAUAAAACACGAGGAACCAGAAAUAUUGAGAAUAAAACACGAGGAAUCCGAAACCUGCAGAAUAAAACACGAGGAACAAGGAGAGUUCAUCGAAGAGAAAGAGGAGUAUGAAGAAUCAAGUGAAGUUGAGGAGAAAAAUCAUAUCAAAACUGGAGGAAAACCUUUGAAAGAUCUAAAGAAAAAAAGAGUCAAGAAAUCUUUCACCUGCACUCAGUGUGGAAAGAGUUUCACACACAAAGCAAGUUAUGGGCGUCACAUGAGAAUUCAUAUUGUAGAGAAACCUUUCACUUGUGAUCAGUGCGGGAAGAGUUUCAAACAAUCAGCAAACCUUAAGAGACACAUGAAGAUCCACACUGGAGAGAAACCGUACACAUGUGAUCAAUGUGGUGAAAUGUUUUUAUGGGCUUCACGUCUUAAGAAACACUAUAAAUUUCAUUCAAAGGAAAAACCACAUUCAUGUUAUUUGUGUGGUAAGAGUUUUUGGAAUCUACAAAGUUUGAAAGUACAUCAGAAAGUACAUACUAGUGUGAGAGAGUACAUGUGCUUUGAGUGUAAAAAGACAUUUAGUUCAGUGAGCAAUUUAAAACAGCACGAGAGGAUCCACACUGGAGAGAAACCUUAUAAGUGUUCACAAUGUGACCAGAGAUUUAAACAAUCAACACAUCUGAAAACACAUGAGAGGAUCCACACUGGAGAGAAACCAUAUAAGUGUUCACACUGUGACAAGAGAUUCAGAAAUUCAUCACGUCUGAAACUACAUGAGAGGAUCCACACUGGAGAGAAACCAUAUAAAUGUUCACACUGUGACAAGAGAUUCAGAGAUUCAUCAAGUCUGAAAACACAUGAGAGGAUUCACUCUGGAGAGAAACCUUAUAAGUGUUCACACUGUGACCAGAGAUUUAAUCAAUCAGCACAUCUGAAAACACAUGAGAGGAUCCACACUGGAGAGAAACCAAAUAAGUGUUCACACUGUGACAAGAGAUUCAGAGAUUCAUCAAAUCUGAAAACACAUGAGAGGAUCCACACUGGAGAGAAACCGUAUAAAUGUUCACACUGUGACAAGAGAUUCAGAGAUUCAUCAAGUCUCAUAACACAUGAGAGGAUCCACACAGGAGAGAAACCGUAUAAAUGUUCACACUGUGACAAGAGAUUCAGAGAUUUAUCAAGUCUGAUAACACAUGAGAAGAUUAACUCUGGAGAGAAACCUUAUAAGUGUUCACACUGUGACCAGAGAUUUAAUCAAUCAACACAUCUGAAAACACAUGAGAGGAUCCACACUGGAGAGAAACCAUAUAAGUGUUCACAAUGUGACAAGAGAUUCAGAGAUUCAUCAAGUCUGAUAACACAUGAGAGGAUCCACACAGGAGAGAAACCGUAUAAAUGUUCACACUGUGACAAGAGAUUCAGAGAUUCAUCAAGUCUGAUAACACAUGAGAAGAUCCACACAGGAGAGAAACCGUAUAAAUGUUCACACUGUGACAAGAGAUUCAGAGAUUCAUCAAGUCUUAAAAUACAUGAGAGGAUUCACUCUGGAGAGAAACCUUAUAAGUGUUCACAGUGUGACCAGAGAUUUAAUCAAUCAACACAUCUGAAAACACAUGAGAGGAUCCACACUGGAGAGAAACCAAAUAAGUGUUCACACUGUGACAAGAGAUUCAGUGAUCCAUCAAAUCUGAAAACACAUGAGAGGAUCCACACUGGAGAGAAACCGUAUAAAUGUUCACACUGUGACAAGAGAUUCAUUGUUUCAUCACAUCUGAAAAGACAUGAGAGGAUCCACACUGGAGAGAAACCGUUUUAAUGCACUGUACGUGGCAAGUGUUUCAUUCAGUCAUCUGUUAUACACAGUUAUACAAAAAACAAUCACAGUCCUGUCCAAAUGGAGACAUGUUUAGCUGUAUUUGUAAAUAUUUUGUAUGGUAUAUGUGUUUCGUCCAGGCGGAUCCGGCAUUUUUGUAGUGAAAUCACUUUUUUGUUUUUUAAACCGGGUCCCAGAGUGGCUGGAUCUAAAAGCUACACCUUUGCAUUUUCGUGUGUACAGCCAAUCUGUAUAUUUUAUGAAAUAAUGUCAUGGAAGAUUAUGUGACCCUUCGGCAGCAAUGCACGCAUAGUCCUUUGGUCUGCUCACUUUGUCAGAAAUUAUAUAUAUCCUGUCAGUAAAUUGUGAACAACUAGCCACAGUCAAGGAUGUUCGGGAAAGACAGAUUGAACAAUCACCAAUAAAGAAAAAAAUGAAAGAUUCUGCCAUUUACUGAGGAACUAUAGCUAACGGUAUCAAGCUAGUGCUCAAAGAGCAACAAAGUGCUCUCGAGUCAUGUCUUCGACUGUAUGAGAAGUAGUGUUGUCAAAAGACCCGGUACUUCGGUACCAAGUCGGUACUAAAAAAAUGUAAAUGUGACGGUGCCAGGUUUCUUUAAGUACCGGUAGUACCGAGGUCUCGUUCAAACACGGUUCAGCGCUAUGAUUUCCGCGAAGCAGAAAACGAGGACGGAAUCUCAAAAUCCAGUCAUGAAAAUUAAACUUACAUUUUAAUAUGGACAGUCGUGGAAUUUGUCAAAGUUAGUAUAAAUUAAUCAAAUCAAAUCUCCAUAUGGACCAGUAUCUGUAAAUGUUAAGCCGCAAAAGUUGUUUGAAAUAUGAAUCCAUGUUCUCCAAAUCAGUUUGACCGAAGGCAGAAACGUGAUUAAUAUUCAUGAACCCAGCAGCUCAUCAAUUCAUAGUGCUUUGUAUAUAUAUUAGUAUGAUAGUAGAAUUAGUAGUAAUGUUAUCUUUUAAUAAUAAUUAAUAUGAUCUAUUACUAUUUUUUUUUUACAGAAACCCUCAGUGACCAAAAAUAUCUUAAUAUGUUUAAUAAAAACAUAAACAUAAAUUAAUUGGAUGAUUUAAUUGGACAACUUAAAUCAUGACAUUAUAAUAACAAACAAUAAGUAUCAAACUUACUUUAUUUCAGAUCAUUAAUUAGGUUAUAGCAAAUAUGUUUAAAUUUCGUAGUAGAGUUAUGUUUAAAUGUUCUCUGAAAGGUUUGAGAUGUUCCUCAAUGAACAGCCGUUGCAUGGCAUGCUCGUCCCAAAAGGGUGUGGAGGAGAAAUGUGACAUGUCCAUUUAAAGUAAUUCUUCUCCGGACUGGUGUUGAUCGGUUAUCUUCUUUUGAGAGAUGCCAUUGCCAGUCAGAGACUUGUUGUACAGAGAGAGCAGAGUGAGACACAGUUUGCAGAAAUUCUCAGAAGCACGUUUCCACAGCUUCAAGGGAGAGAGUUUGAAUUGUGCAGGGUUGAUGCACAGAGGUAGGUUUCACGUUUGAGUUACAUUUACAUUUACAUUUAAUCAUUUAGUGGACGCUUUUAUCCAAAGCGAUUUACAAAUGAGAACAAUAGAAGCAGUCAGGUCAACAAGAGAACAACAACAGUAUACAAGUGCCAUGACAAGUCUCAGUUAGUCUAGUAUAGAACGCAUAGCCAGGUAGGUUUUUUUUUUUUUUUUUAUUAAAUGAAAAAGACAAGAAAAGGAAAAGUACUUGUGUUAGUAGGUUAAGUGCAGGCGAAAAAGAUGAGUCUUUAGAUGUUUCUUGAAAAUGAGUAAAGACUCAGCUAUACGAAUUGAGAUUGGGAGGUCAUUCCACCAGCUGGGAACAGUCCAGGAAAAGGUCCGUGAGAGUGAUUUAGAAUUUCUUUGGGAUGGCACCACAUGGCGUUGUUCACUUGCAGAGCGCAAACUUCUGGAGGGCACAUAGGAUUUAACCAGUGAGUUUAGGUAAGUUGGUGCCGUGCCAGUGGUCGUCUUGUAGGCAAGCAUCAGUACCUUGAAUUUGAUGCGAGCGGCUACUGGUAGCCAGUGUAACCUGAUGAGGAGAGGAGUAACAUGAGCUUUUUUUGGCUCAUUGAAGACAACCCUCGCUGCUGCAUUCUGGAUAAUUUGCAGAGGUUUGACAGUACAUGCAGGAAGGCCCGCCAGGAGAGCAUUACAAUAGUCCAGUCUGGAGAGAACAAAAUCUUGGACAAGAAGUUGGGUUGCUUGCUCUGACAGGAAGGGUCUAAUCUUCCUAAUGUUGUAUAAGGCAAACCUGCAGGACCGGGUCGUUGUAGCAAUGUGGUCAGUGAAGCUUAAUUGAUGAUCCAUCACAACUCCUAGGUUUCUGGCUGUCCUCGAAGGAGUUAUGGUUGACGAGCCCAGCUGUAUAGAGAAGUUGUGAUGAAUCAAUGGGUUAGCUGGAAUCACCAGGAGUUCAGUCUUUGUAAGGUUAAGCUGGAGGUGAUGGUCAUUCAUCCAGCUAGAAAUGUCACUCAGACAGGCUGAAAUGCGAGCAGCUACCGUCGGGUCAUCUGGCUGGAAUGAGAAGUAGAGUUGGGUGUCAUCAGCAUAGCAGUGAUAAGAAAAGCCAUGCUUCUGAAUGACAGAUCCUAAAGAUGUCAUGUAGAUGGAGAAGAGAAGUGGUCCAAGUACUGAGCCUUGAGGAACCCCAGUAGCAGGGUGGUGUGACUUUGAAACAUCACCCCUCGAAAGACACACUGAAGGAUCUGUCAGAGAGGUAGGACUUAACCCACAGGAGAGCAGUUCCAGAGAUGCCCAUCGUUCUGAGGGUGGACAGGAGAAUCUGGUGAUUAACAGUGUCAAAAGCAGCAGACAGGUCCAGUAAGGUUGUUCUGUCCAAGGAACAUAGAAAGCUGGUUGAACACAGCUCGCUCAAGUGUCUUUGCAAUGAAUGGAAGAAGGGAUACCGGUCUGUAGUUUUCAAGAAGUGCUGGAUUUAGAGAUGGUUUCUUGAGCAGUGGGCUUACCCGAGCCUGCUUGAAUUUUAAGGGAAAUGUUCCAGAGUGAAGAGAGGAGUUGAUAAUGUGAGUAAGUGAAGGUAUGACUGAAGAAGAGAUCGCUUGAAGGAGGUGAGUGGGGAUAGGAUCAAGUGGACAAGUAGUAGGAUGAUUGGACAGGAGAAUUUUUCUAGUCGUCCAUCUCUGAGAGUGGGGAGGAGGAGGAUAAAGAGUGUGUAUCAGUCAUUGUAAAGUUGUCCUCAGUCUGCGGUGUGGAGAAUUGGUCACUGAUGGAUCUUGUCUUAUUUGUGAAGAAAGCUGCAAAGUCGUCCGCUGUAAGAGUUGAUGGAGGAGGUGGAGGCGGCGGAUUAAGAAGAGAAGAGAAAGUCUUGAAGAGUGUCCGAACGUCACAGCAGCUGUUAAUUUUGUUGUGGUAGUAGGAUGUUUUAGCUGUGAAGACAUUUGCAGAGAAGGAAGAGAGGAGAGAUUGAUACACACUGAGGUCCGUAGAGUUUUUUGAUUUCUGCCAUUUCCUCUCUGCAGCCCUGAGUGUAGAGCGAUGUUCACGGAGAACCUCGGACAGCCAGGGGGCAGAUGGGGCAGUGCGUGCUGGUCUAGACAACAGUGGGCAAAAGUUGUCCAAGCAAGAUGUUAAAGUGGAGCAAAGAGUGUCCGUAGCACUGUUCGUGUCCAGAGCAGAAAACUGAGAGAGUGGUGGAAGAGAGGAUGAAACCACAGCAGAUAGGCGAGAUGGAGAGAGUGAGCGUAGGUUCCGUCGAAAGGUGACCUGCGUUGGAGUGUGUGCCACUUCAGGAGUAAGUGCUAGGUUAGCAGUAAUGAGGAAGUGAUCAGAGGUGUGCAGUGGAGCAACUGAAGAGGUGUCCACAGAGCAACAGCGUGUGUAGAUGAGGUCCAGUUAGUUGCCCGAUUUGUGAGUCGUUGUAGUAGACACUAGCUUGAGGUCAAAUGAGGUGAGCAGAGUUUUGAAGUCAGCAGCCUGGGGUUUAUCUAGGUGGAUGUUGAAGUCACCAAGCAGUACCAGAGGAGUACCAUCUUCAGGAAAGUUUGAUAGCAGCACAUCCAACUCCUCCAAGAAGUUUCCCAGAUGAUCUGGGGGACGAUAAAUGACCACAAAGUGGAUUUUAACAGGGUGGGUUACAGUAAUGGCAUGUGAUUCAAAUGAACCAGUACCUGUAGGUGAUGGCUGAAGAUCAAAUUUCCAUUCUUUGGAUAUAAGGAGACCCGUACCUCCACCCCUCCCAGUGGUACGAGGAGUGUGGGAACAAGUGAAAUUAGUGGAGAGGGCUGCAGGGGUGGCAGUAUCUUCAGGUUUGAUCCAAGUCUCUGUCAGUGCCAUGAGGUUGAGACCGGAAUGAGUAGCAAUAGAAGAAAUGAAGUCUGCUUUGUUAACUGCAGACUGGCAGUUCCAGAGACCAACUGGAAUAGAGAGCAUAGUAGUAGAGGUCAGAGGGACAUGGCGUAGGUUUGUCAGACAGGCCUUCCUGCGACGUACAUAGCGUGCUCUCCGAGUGUUAGUAGUGAUAGUAGAGAUCUGAAAGCACAUAGUCACUACAAGUGUAAGAUAUUUGAGAGGCUAUACAAAAAGAAAGAGAAAAGCAAUACUCAAGUGCCCUGUCGUUGUCCUUGCUCGGUGGAGUCGCGCAGGUAGAGUCGAUUGUCUUUACACUCGUCGGUCUUCACACGAGGAGGCUUCACACGAGGGUUGCCACGACCGCUGCCACGGUGAAACCUAGUGCUUUGUAUUAGCCUGAUUACCUGUGAUUGAAGUCAGCUGGACAUGCCUCGCUAUUUAGCAGAUCGAAACCAGGCAGUCCCGCGAUAGGCAAACGCAAAACCAAGCGCCACUUUCAGCACGUAUUAACCAGGGUAAGACACUCACAAUUUAAACCCUAAAACUUUCCUAGCAAUGAUGAUCACACACUAGUCUGAUGAGAAAACGAGACAAAAUACUCUCAAGCUGCUGUCCUUCUAUGUUGCUCGACUGUUUCUUCUGACAAGUGCUUUCCAGACAGCUAAUUAAGUACUUUCACUGGCUUUGGCCACGCCUCGGUAUUUAGCAGAUCGAAACCAGGCAGUCCCGCGAUAGGCAAACGCAAAACCAAGCGCCACUUUCAGCACGUAUUAACCAGGGUAAGACACACACAAUUUAAACCCUAAAACUUUCCUAGCAAUGAUGAUCACACACUAGUCUGAUGAGAAAACAAGACAAAACACUCACAAGCCUGCUGUCCUUCUAUGUUGCUAAACUGUUUCUUCUGACAAGUGCUUUCCAAACAGCUAAUUAAGUACUUUCACUGGCUUUGGCCACGCCUUGCUAUUUAGCAGAUCGAAACCAGGCAGUCCAGCGAUAGGCAAAUGCAAAACCAAGAGCCACUUUCAGCACGUAUUAACCAGGUUAAGACACACACAAUUUAAACCCUAAAACUUUCCUAGCAAUGAUGAUCACACACUAGUCUGAUGAGAAAACAAGACAAAACACUCACAAGCUGCUGUCUUUCUAUGUUGCUCAACUGUUUCUUCUGUAAAUGUAAUGUAAAUGUAAAUGGAUAGUGCCUUUCGAUGGCACGUCAACCCCAAACAGAGAGAAGUGAAUGUGCUCCUGAACCAACUCAUCAGCGAGUCAAGCCAAGUCUACAGACCUAAAGACAUUGUCAGUGUCAGGAUGUGGAAAAGCAACACCCACACCAAGACACACAUUCCAGAUGUGGUGGCCUACCGCGACAGCGACACACAGCUGUACCUGGCCACAAACAUGCACAUGUGUACUUUGACCAAAGACAUUCAUUAUCUCUGCCUUAGCAAACCCUUCCUCAGACACAACGCUGAAGGAAUCUGUGAGCUGCAACCCUGGGUCAGCGAUACGCGCUGCCCUAACGAAGCCAAGCCUCGUACACAAGUCACAGAAACGGAAGCAGAGAUUGUGGGUAACAGAUGGCUCGUCAACACUCCUGUGCGCUCAGCUACACUGACCUAUGACCAGCAUGACACCGCCACCCGUGCCAAGCUGCUUGACCAAGUACUGAAAGCUACCACCCAACACAUUGACAUUACUCCUGUUGACACAGCCCUCCAAGCACUGUCUCGACAGCCCGUUUCUGAACCCGUCAUCUGCGGUCCGAGCCUGGACUGCUGCCGACACUGCACGGUGCAUCUCCACCGUCAUGGGUCCCGCCCUGACUCUUGGCGUGACCUUCAUCCUAUACAGGAUACUCAACGAGACGCAAACCUCUACCGCCAAACCCACGACAACUGUGACUGGAGAUCGCCGAUGGAAUCCCCGGAAAGGGGGUGCCAAGUCAAAGACAACACCAAACCUCAUCAAGCUGAAUCCUCAGCUCCAGGAACCACCUGUCAUCUUGAACCACCUGCCAUCAUGAUCCACCUGCUACAUGACCAUCACGAUUCACCUGUCAUCUGCCCAUCCUGAUGAUUGCCGUCCGAUGAUGUCCACACAGGGACUUCAUCUGACGAAAGGGGGAUGUGUAACGCAUAUGCAGGUCAUCGAUUCAUGGGUUAAAUUCAGGCAUACAAAUGAAACCCUUUUUGCACUAAAAGCCUGGCCUGGCGCCAGCCUGGCUGGACUUAAAUUAUUUUAUGAUACCCAUGCGAGCCUCAAAGGAGACCUGAAAACCCCCCAAAUUCCUUAACACACACACACGCAAAACGAAACCUUUCUUAAAGUUCCUUACUUUUGUAAGUCCUUAUUAAUAUGUAUUUUGAAUGUUUGUGUAUUGCAUAAAAAUGGUUAAUCCUGGGUAAAUGGUUAAAGUGCUGACUUAUAAGUGGAAAUGUUCUCCUCAGUCUAACUCUUUCUCAAAUAGUCAUGUUUAUGUAACCCCCACCUGCUUUGCAGCUCAUAUAAACUUUAUGACCCCCCUGGGCAACAGGACAGGAGAGAAGCCAGGUCACUGGUUUAUUUUCCCAAUGCAUUCUAAACCAUUACCUUUUUGUUUUUAUGUUUUAUAAAUGUAUUACGUAUUUCUUUUUGGUACAUUAGAUGUUUCCCAUAUAAAUUGUGACUAUCUGCAAUUUAUUAGCAUGUGUUAAUGUUUAAAUGUGUGUAAUUCUGCAUUUGAAUGUAACUUUGUGUUUCUAUCAGUUAUAUAUAUGUACUGUUUGGUGUUCUUGUAAUCGUCAUGCUUUGACAGACCCACUUAUCUAAAGCAAAGUAAUGAAAAAUUUUUUAUUCUGGAAUUACGAACUUGCUAGAAUAUCCCUGAUGAAAUCUGACAAGCCCUAAAUCAUUAGGGUGGGUGUUUCCACAGAGACAAAGGAACUUUCCCUCCGCUUCAGAUCGCGGACGUUCAUUGGUUGUUCAUGCGAAAAGAGGCGUGAACCAUCCCAAGCCAUAAGAACCGACCAAACAAGGUCCGCCCUCUCUCUUCACUUCUUCCUCUCUUCGUUCUUGGACACGCUGCUCUCCUGUGCGACCCUCGUCUGGGCCAUGUAAGUAUCGUUUUCUAUGGAGAUUUAAAUGCUGCUUUAAAGUGUUGCUAUGAUUUGAUCCGUUGUUGGCUGAGAAGGGUUACUGACUGAUUUCCAUAUCUGAGCUCAUUCUGUGACCUCAUUCAUUUCUCUCUCUCUCUCUUUUAUUUGGAUUCCGUUAUGUCUUGUAAAAAGUUUACUGUCUGUAUUGUCGUACGCAUAUUUACUCUGUGUGAUUUGUAGUUUCGAUGUAUUAUUAGUAAUUAUUAAAACCCAUAUAUUCAUGA